This is a messenger RNA of Fusarium sp. VM40, 1200 nucleotides long. The record is from the annotation of a GenBank genome assembly. NCBI's taxonomy places the organism in Eukaryota, Fungi, Ascomycota, Sordariomycetes, Hypocreales, Nectriaceae.
AUGACCUCAAGCCUAGCACCAAUCGCCAUCAUCGGAGGUGGCCCAGGCGGGUUAACCCUCGCGCGCCUGCUGGAGAUUAAAAACAUCGACUACAUCGUCUACGAGCGUGGCACCAACUCUGAGCCUAAGUUUAUCAACCAGGGUGGAACUCUUGAUAUCCAUCGCUCCUCGGGACAGCUCGCUCUCAAGGAAGCCAGACUCUUCGACGAGUUUGAGAAAGUUGCAAGAUGGGAUGCUUCGCGUGUUUGUAUGCAGAAUCCAUCCGGGACAAUCAAGGCGGUGUUUGGGGAGGAUCGCGAUGCGCCGGAGAUUGAUAGGUUGCAGCUUCGGAAGAUGUUGCUUGAUUCUAUCCCAUCUCACAAGAUUCUCUGGGGCCAUGGUGUUAGAUCUAUUGAAAGAGGAGAAGCACCUAUCGACCAUGUUAUUCAUUUUGCAAAUGGUCACUCCGCCUCUGGAUAUCGUCUUAUCGUCGGAGCAGAUGGUGCUUGGAGCAAAGUCCGCUCUUUGCUCACAACAGCCAAGCCAGUGUACUCUGGCAAGGUCUUCAUCGAAGGUAGUAUCUCGCAAGACAACCCAAGCUAUACUGCCGCACUCGAUCACGCAGGACCCGGCAAUAUGCUAGCUAUGGGUCAGCAUAAGAUGCUUGCCGUCCAGCAAUUGGCCGACCGCUCGUAUCGUUUCUACAUGGGAAUGGACGCCCCCGAACACCUUUACCUGAAACCAAUUGGUAUCGCCGAAACAGAGGAGAUACGUCGAAACUUUUUGUCAUCUCCAGAGUUCUUCGACACUUGGGCGCCAGAGCUCAAAGAAUACCUUGCCAACGCAGAAGGGCCGUUCCAUGCAUGGCCUUUGUAUCGUUUGCCUGUUUCUUCAUUAAGUUGGGAACGGGUACCUGGGGUUACCCUGCUUGGAGACGCUGCUCAUCUUUCUACGCCUCUUGUCGGUGAAGGUGUGAACAUGGCCAUGCUAGAUGCUCUGAUGUUAGCCAGAAAUAUCCUCAAACAUUGUGCAUCUGGUGGGGACGGGGAUGCCACACGAAUGGAGAGUGCAAUUGCUGAAUAUGAGAAAGAGAUGCUCGAGCGUGGAGGGGACUAUAUAUCACGUUGCAUUGGACGUGAAACAGAAUUCUUCUCGGAGCACGCCGCUGAGGAUUUUAUCAACAUGGUAAAUGGCGCGAAUGAGGGAGGCAAAGACACCUAA